ACCGUGACGACGAUGAAUAGUUAGUGCCACUGAUUUUGGUAGUAUUCUAUUCUAUAACAGAAGUUGGAAAAACAACGAAGUUGUAAAUGAGCACAUUUUCCCAGAUCUAUCAUCGAACUUGGUGGAACUCACGACACGCUACUCGUGGGGCACGCUGUCUGCCCCGGCGUUCGUAUAUGUCAUACGUCCGAUAAAAUGUCCUCGAAAGAGAAGAAGACGCAGUCGCUGAAGUUUGGAUUCCGACUCCCGAAAGAGAGCCGCAAAAAAUCAAAGAAGAGCAAGUAUAAAACAAUUGACCGGGCUGGUGAGGAUGAGGCUUCAGCAAGCUCAACAACCGAUAGAACUGUAGUAUAUACAGAGUCUGUGACACAUGUAGAUGAUAGAGAAGAUACUGCCAGUGAAUACAGCCAAACAAGCUCUAUAUAUCAAUCAGGCCUGUCAAGAUCCGAAAAUCUGGUGGUCCGAGGUGAGAAAGUGCUUGGACAAAUUGAAUCGGUUACUAGGGAUUUGGACAACAUUGAAGCACAGAUUAAGGACGUCGAUGGUAAAGCAUCUAAACUGAAAGCUGCUGAAGUCAACAGACUUAUAAUCAUCAUAGAGACGAACCUUAAGACUUGUGACAAGAAUAUACAUACACUGUACAAGAAUGUCCACCAGUUGCAUGAGGACGGGUACCAGAGUUGGGAGAGGCUUCAGCAAAGGAUCGAGGAGCUACAGAGAAGAAGCACAAUUCUUAGCACCUUUGAAAUCAAGAGCUCAACUGCAAAAGACUCCACACUUAUCAAGACUCAAGGAGAAGGGAUGAGCAUCUCAAAAAAGAAGGAGGAACGCAAAGAAGAGCGUGUCAUCAUUAGAGAUGAGAUUUACAUCUUCCUAUCAGACUGCCUCACUUGGGUUCAACAAUUGAAGUCCACAAUGAGCAAGAUGUCAUUUGGCAGUGAUGUCUCCAGUAUUAAAGAUCUCCACCACAAGGUGUCCAUGGAGCUGGAGAACAUCCGCCAGUACAGAGCUAACCUAGAUCAGUGCCAGAGGGACCGCAACAAAUACUCGGGUGAAGAACUCCGAAAGUAUAACAAGCUACUUCACCAGUUUGAAACAGAGUACCAGAAGCUUUUGGAUGCCACUCUGCAACGAUUGCAUCUCUUGGAAGUACUCCUUGAAUUCUCACAGGAUGCAACUCGAGAAUUAUCUUGGCUGGAUACUCUAGGGGAUGUGGAAGCACAGUGGGAGAACACACAUCCUACCAUCAAAGAGAUGGAAGAUCACAUCUUGAACCUGUCAGGUGAUAUAGAGAGACACAGAGAUGAGUUUCAACAGGUGAUUCUAAGAGGAGAGACAAUGAUAAACCAGGACCAUCCAGGUUCUGAGUGUAUCAAGAAAUACCUAAAUGCAAUGAAAAGUCAGUGGGCAUGGCUGAUAGACUUCAAAGCAUCUGUUGAAAAACACCUGAGUACUACCCGCGGUAACCAGGAUGUUAUGGAAAAAACCUAUCAAGAUGAGAUUACUAUAUCUAUUGAACUGUUGACCUGGAUGUCAAACGCAGAGCACAAGUUAGGCUCUAUGCAGCCGCAGAGUGAACAGUCAAAACUUCUCAUAUCACAGCUACAGGAGGUUAAGGGUGUACAUGCUGAUGUCCAGAGCCACCAGAGAGCAAUCAGAGAUUGCGCAGACAGUCUCCAGCUCUUUGUCAACAUGAACAGUGCUUUCCUUACUCCUGAGCAGAUCAGCACACUCAACGAUUAUGUGUCUCGUCUCAUCGAUGGCUUCGAUCGUCUGCUAAAUCAGACUAAAGUGCGCUUGAAGCACCUAACGGGUGCGUUAGAUUCACUGAAAGCGUUUGAGCAUGAAUUGUCUGCAUUUGAGGUUUGGUUUGAAAAGGCUGUGUCGGAUAUUGGUGCAUUGGAUCAGAGCAUAAACCACGAGAAGGAUGUUGAGAAGCUGACUGUCAGUUUGGACGGGAUAUCAAAGGAUGUUGGGGCACAAAAGGCAAGAUUGAGUGCUAUCAGUGAAGUUGGCAACAGCUACAUUGCAAGCUCCAAGGAAUACAAGCACAUUCUGCGAGAUUUUCGUGACUUAGCCCUUUCUCGCCAGUUUAAUCGCUCGUACGUUGAACCAUCUGAUCCAACAUACAUACGAGACCGUCUAAAUCGGAUAGUUGCAGAUUUCAACCAGCUUCAGACAGCUUGCGCUGAAACGCAGGAACAUCUAAAAAAAAUUGUGGAAAAACAUAAAUCAUUCAGAAGCUCACUGAACAUUCUUAACUCAUGGCUCCAGCAAGCGGAGAAUGAGAUGGCUCGAUUAAACCGAGAGCCUACAACAACAGACAGGAACACCGUACAACAACAAAUAGAAAACUGCAAGAUUUUUAAUACUGAUGUAACUAAUCAUGCCAGAGAUAUUGAUCAACUAAAGGAUGAUGGGAAAUCUCUUGUGCACUCUCAUCAGGUCAUGAAACUGGAAGUGGACAGAACUCUGGAUGAUGUUGUCCAGCGUUACGAUGAAUUAGACGUAAGCGUUCGUGAACGGAUUCAAAGACUGCGAAUGGGGCUGGACAAGAAUCAACAUUUAGAUGAUCUCAUUCGAUGGCUGGAAGAUAAAGAGAAGCGUGAAUUUGAGAUGGAGAAAGGAACGAUCAUCAUGGUUAAGAGGAAACCUCUUUCCGAGAGGCUGCAAGAAUACAGGGUAUUUGAGAAGGAGAUUAGUGACUACCAAGAUGUGAUAGAGUCAGUUUUAAGUUCCACUUCAGAACUCAUCAACUCCGCUAAACCGGAAGAACGUAUCAUCUACCAAUCCAAACUGGACGACUUUCGACGGCGUCACAACAAUUUGAUCACCAAUUUAAGAAAGCAUGGAGAGGUACUGCAGAUGUUCUCCAGCAAACUGGUUGAUCUUGAGUUGGAAGUUGAGAAAUUUGAAGGUUGGCUGCUGCCAUUACUGCAAGAACUUGAAUCAACAGAUAUUGCUGAACUAGAUAUAAUAGGCAUGGAUUCUAAAUUACAGGCAGCUGCUCAAGACAUCAAUCGUCAACAGCUUCAGUACCAGAAGAUCCUGAGUCUUGCACGAGAACUCUUUGAUCAUCCACGGGCAAAUAAUACAUCGCAACUCUCAGCCAUGAUGAUGAACUUCAAACACAACUGGGCCUCCUUAGAGGCUGCUCUUGCUACCAGACGUGGUCAGUUUGAUCAACGGAAGCUAACUGAGAAGCGGUAUGAGAACAUGGCAUCGGAAGUGCAGUCUUGGCUGGACAGGAUGCAGGAGAAGCUUGAUGGCAUAACAUUGAAGACAAGAGAUGAACAUAAUGUCGACAUGCAGCUUCAACAACUAAAGCUUACUCAGAAAGAAAUUUCAGACAAUGAGAAAUUGAUCGAAGACAUCAACAAAUUAGGCUCAACAUUGAACAAUCUCCUCCGGGAACACCAAGUCAGCAUAGCAACACGUGUUCAUCAGAAGUCAAUCGAAGUUGAAGAUGGCCUGCAAUCUGAUUGGUCACUCACUAGAAGUACAACCUCUCUUGAUGGAUCAAGGGAAAUUGGGGAAACUAAGUUUGACAAAGAGCUUGCAUUGAUAAAUCGACGCUACGAUGCCCUCAAGAAAACCAUAUUGGGUUUGAUUGAAGACCUUGCAUUGAUACGUCUCUGGCUCACCAGUCGGGAUUCUGUGAACAGCAUGAAAGUGACCGUGGAAAACCUUCUCACUCAGCUGACGGAGAAGAAACCGAAUAGCAAAGAUUUACAAGAACUGUCAGGGGAAAUAGGUGCUUUCUUGAUUGUGAGUAAAGAGGUUGAUGAGCUAGGCCCUUCUGUAGUCGAUGUAAUCAACUCUGGUGAAGCUUUCCUUCGUGAGCACCAUGAUACACUCAGCUCUGAUUGCUACACCGGACUUCAGCAUUAUAUUAGUGAACUUCGAACUCUCUAUGAAAAACUGAAAAAGAAUGCUGCUGAUUGGUUGAAAAAUUCACAUGAUGUACUUGAUGAGCUGGAACAAAACCAACAAGAUUCUGCCAUGCUGAGUGAGCAGUAUCAUAAUGCAGUCUUGUUUCUGCAAGACCUCUUGGAUUGGGUUAGAAAAGCAGAGAACAACCUGGCAACACAAGAUUCAAUGGGAAAUUCACUGACAGCCCUUAUGAAGCAGUUGACACACCACAGGGAAAUCCAAAAUGAUAUCCAAGAUCACCAGAAUCCUGUAAUCAAGGCAAUUCAGGAUGCUCAAAACAUGAUACAGAAGUACCGGUUAAGACUCAGUAAAGAUGAACUUGACAACCUCACAGACCUCAACUCCGAGUUAAGCCAUCGGUUUAACCAUGUCAAUGGAGAGUCUAGCAUGCGUUUGACCCAACUCCAGAUUGCCUCCCAAGAUCUACCAAAGUUUGAUGAAGAAAUUACAGACUUUGGGCAGUGGUUGGCCACAGCUGAGCACACUCUAGAAAGGUCAUUGAAAUCAGUAAACAGAGACCUUCCCACAAUGCAACAUCAACAUGCACAGCACAAGGAUUUCAAUGAUGACAUACUAACCCACUCCGCUGACUUGAAGUUUAUCAUCAAAGCAGGCGAGAAAAUGCUAGAAAUGUCAAAGGGUUAUGAAGCAUCCCUGGCAACUUUCCGAGAAAGCAUCAGCAAUUUUCAGUUUGUGUCUCAUCCAGAACCGAAUACGAUAUCAGAUCGUUUGACUAGUGUAACGAGGCGUUACGACCUGCUGAAGACAAGAAGCAGUGAGCACUUAAGUCUAUUAAACCAGGUUAUCUCACUGCAACAGUUAUUUGAAGACCACUGUGUUAAAUUUUAUCGCUGGCUAAAAGAGACCGAGGCUGCCCUGAACAAAGUGUCAUCAAGUGAUGCAGCAAAUAUUCAACAACAAAUCAAUAAACUACAGUUGAUCCAAGAUGAUGUUGUGGCACAUCUGCAAGAUAUUGAUCAAUGCAAAGAGUAUUGUCGGGAACUUGGUGAUGCUGAACCUGAAUUGGAGCCAGCUGCCAGAAAGAGCACCGACGAGAUGGUGAGGCGAUACAAUGCUCUCGAUGCCAACAUCAAAUCACGCAGUUCACAGCUGCAUGAGGGUCUUGUGCAGUCACAGAGCUUCCAGGAAAGCUGUGAUGACCUCCUGCAAUGGUUGGAUCUCACCGAAGCGAAGCUCUACAAGAUGGAGAAGGGAACACUACUGAUAAUCAAACGAGCUCCUCUCAUUGAAAACCUCCAAGAAGUUAAGGCAAUAGAAGGUGAUAUUGAGAGUCACAGGUCAAGUAUUCGAACAUUCAAUGAUAUGGCUGACAAGGUAAUUAAAAGCAGUGAACCCCGCAUUGCCAAGGCAAUACAGACCAAGAUCUCUUCUGUUAAUUCCCGCUUUGAUCAGUUGACAGAAUCAGUCAGACGCCAUAGCCGGAUCGUUGAAGACUUCAUUACGAGGCUGGAAGAAUUUGAGAAAGCUGUUGACCAAUUAGAAGACUGGUUACUUCCUGUCUGUGAUGAAUUGGACUCGAAAGAGAUGUUCAACCUUGACCUCAGUCAAAUAGAGAAAAAUGUUAAAAAUUGGGUUCAGGAACAGUCAGUUUAUCAAAAUCAAUUGAAGCGAAUUCACUCUAUGGGAGAGCGUCUUGUGCAGGAUCCUAAAGCUAGUGAUGCUUCUUAUGUGGCUUCUGUCCUCACCAGUGUCAGCAACAACUGGAGAGCUCUUGAAGAUCUUCUUCAAAGGAGGAGUAAGCAAAUUGAUGCGAGAAUUAGAGCAAGUAGGAAGUAUAACUAUGCUUACAAGGAGGUAGGCCAUUGGUUGGAUAGCUCAGAGUAUAAGGUGAAGCAGUUGAUUCCUGCACCAAGAGACCUGCCUACUCUACAUAACCAAAUACAAGUUACCAAGAAAUUAUUGACUGAGAUUAAUAACUACAAGCCAACGAUAACAGACUACAGUCGUUAUGGGCAGAUACUAGAUAGAUUGACGCAAGAGGAAGAAGUAGUGUUGCACAGCCGCCCUCAUUUUAGGUCACUUCAAAUCGGUACUACCAAUGCUGCACUGUCAUGGAAACAGAAGUCUUCUGGAAAUGAUGAAACAAAACUCAUAGCUGAAGUUGAUUCAGCCAUUCAAAAACAAGUGGGAAUUGUUGAACAGCGUUAUGCUGCCCUCAUCAGCCAUUUGAAUGACCAUGAUGCUUUGCUGCACAUCAUUGAAAUGUACCUAGAGAGGAAAUUGAAUCUUACUGAUUUACUCAACUGGGUGUCAGACAUUGAUUCAAGGGUAAACCUAUCAGCACCAAGUAGUCUUGACUUGAACAUGUUACAUAAGGAGUUUGAAUCGUACAAGGGUAUCCAUGGUGAUGUGGAAGCCAAGAAGGCAGCUAUUUUAGAUUCAGUUCACGGUGCUGAACAGUUUCUCUCUGACAAACGGCAUCAAUUGACCUCAGAACAAAUUGAUGACCUCCAGAAGCUUAUCGCAGAUCUUCGACAUCAGUAUGAUCUUUUGAGUCGGAGAUCAGGUGACAUUUACAAGAAGACAGAAGACACCCUCAGCAGUCUUCGUCUAAAUCACGAUGAAAGGAUAAGAUUGCAGGAGCAGUAUGAUUCUCUAAAUCAGAAAGUCAGAGAUAUACUGGACUGGAUUACACAUGCUGAAAACCAGUUAGCCUCUGGACAGCCACUAGCAGAGCAAUUGAGACCAUUGUCAGACCAGCUCAGUCAACAUAAGACGUUGAAUGAAUCGAUAAAAGAGCAUCAAGAAGAAGUGUUGGAAGUUUGUCAAGUAGUGCAACACUUUCUAAAGCUUCCACUAGACAGCUUCAAUAUCAAAGACAUUGAGAACCUGCAGAAAGAUGCCACCAGUUUGAGAUCCCGGUACAAUAAUCUCAACAGCCAUUCAAAUUCACGCCUGACCAAACUCCAGCAAGCUCUUCAUGACUUGGAGAAGGUUGUGGCAGAGAUGGAAGAAUUUGAGUCCUGGAUGUCUCAAGCAACAGGAAUUCUUGAGAGGUCUGUUACGAAUAUAGGAGUUGAUAGUGAUCAAGUUAGACACCAGUGUGAAAAACAGAAAGAGUUUGCAGAAGAUGUUUUCAGUCAAGCUGCUAACUUGAAGUUUAUCACACUUGCUGGAUCAAACUUUGUAGCAUUUUCAAAGGAAUACCUUGAAGCUUUGGCCGAGUUCCGUGAUUGCACCCCGAUUCGUCAGUUUUCCUUGUCAUCCAGCCAUAUACCAGAUAGCAACAUAAUAUCUGACAGACUAAGUGACCUCAACAACCGAUACAAACAACUGAAAGGAGAGUGUCAAGACCACACAAUGUUGAUCACAAAAAUCUCUGACAGAAUGGAAAAGUAUCAAUCUUCAUCCGAAUUCAUGCUAGAAUGGCUGGAUGAGAUGACAGAGCUUGUCAAGAAGCUGGUGAAAGAAGAUGUCUCUGGAGAACCAAGUCAUCUUCAGGAACAGAUUGACAGAGUCAAAGAUGCCAAUGACACUAUUCUACUGCAUGGCAGGGAAGUCAACAGACUGAAAGAAUCUGGAAGAGACCUCUGUGAUGUUCAUGAUGAUGUUAAAAAAAGUGUACAGACACAUUUAGAUAAUGUCAGUAAGAGGUACAAGGAACUGUUGACCCAGUUAUCCGAGUACAAGAUGAAACUCACCAGUAGCCUUAGUGGCAAUAUAGGCCUCCGUGAGCGACUGGAGAACCUUCUAAGACAGAUACUGGAUGCAGAGCAUAUUUUUGCCAGACUUGGGCAGAUUCCUAUCAUCUUGAAAAAGGAACCACUUACAAAUAUCUUGCAAGAAUAUGUGAAUUUGAAGAACCAAUUAGAAACUCUUCAGUCUGUGGUGAGCAACAUUAACCGUGAUGUGACCAGUGUUGUUCAGAGUGGAAAGUCAAGUACCCUUCAUAAUAUCCAAGCAAAGCUGGAUGACAUGAACUCCCGUUACAGUCGUCUGUUAAGUCCUAUAGUGGAUAAAUGCAAGUUUGUUCAGGCUUUACUGGAAAAGGUGAACCUUUUGCAGAGGGAAGCUGAUGAAGUUGAAGACUGGGUCCUGCCAGAGCUGGAGAUGUUGCAGUCAGCUGACAUUAACAGGAAGGAAUUAUCAGAACUUCAAAGCAUAUUGCAGAAAACAGCAAUAGGAUUGGACAGAUAUGCACCACAAUAUCAAAAGGUUGUGUCUAUUGCUGAUGAACUUUUAACAGAAAAAGAUGUUGCUGACUCAUCUAGUGUUGUUGAACUUCAAGAAAGUAUGCAUGAUAACUGGUCUGGGCUCAAAGAGACAUUGUCUUCUAGGAGAGUUCUGGUAGAGGAGAGAAUUGAAGCAAUGAGACUAUACAACUUGCUCCUGAAGGAGGUCAGUCCCUGGUUGGCAAGCAUGGAAAGAAAACAGGCUCAGCUUGGUAGUGUUGCCAUUGAAUUGAACGAUAUACAAGCACAGCUAAGCAUAGUCAAGCCAUUCAGAAAUGAGGUUGUUGAUUAUCAGGGUAAGAUAUCAAAGUUGAAUGCUGCUGGAGCGAAAGUGGAUGAGUUAAUGCACGAUGUGCCAUCAAUGAUGGGAAAAUCAUUCCGUCGAUCAUCCCUUCUCAUUACGUCGUUGCCUAUGUUUGAUAGGUUUGGAUCGCUAUUUGCAUUGAAAACAUCUGGCGAAACUGCAGGCUACUUGGAAGAGGAGUCUGAGGUACAGCUGCAGCUUUCCGACAUUAACAAGCGCUACAAAUCACUGAGUGUUGCCCUUGAGGACAGGGAGAAUGAACUCGAGUUGAACCUAGAGGCUGCCAGAGUACUUCACCCUGUUGACCAGUUCAUCAACUGGACAAUCAAAACACAGGCAAAGCUGUCCAGUCCAAAGCAACUGUCCUCAGAUAUCAGUAGUGCCCAUGCUGACUUAGAACAAUUACUGAGUCUACAUCAGGAGAUUCUUGGUCAGCAGUCUGCAGUCCAUCAGUCUUGUGACAGAGCGAACAAGUUGCUGCAUGACAACAGAGAACACUUCAACCAAGAGCAGUAUGAUGUUGUCAAUGAGAGGAGUGGUGAUCUUAAGACAAAGUACAAUGAAUUGUUGGUGGCAUUUAAUCAUAGCAAGAGAUCUAUGGAGGAGAACAUUUUGAAGCUUCGUAUCCUUGAAGACGAAAGGGUGUUGAUACAGGGGAGAUUGAAAGAAGCACAAAUGUCGCUCUCCCAGCUUGUUGAUUGGAUAUCUCAGAUGGAAAAGAAAUUAGGAACUCAGCAGCCAAUGGCAGAGCAGCUCCGACCUUUGAGAUCCCAGAUAGACCGCCACUCUGCCUUAAAUGGUGAGAUUGUUUCCAGAAGGCCAUCCAUUGUCCAGACCCUUGAGGAUGUUAACCUGUUGCUCCGCCAGUACGGAGACAAAAUUAGCCAUGAGGAUGUGUCACAGCUACGCAGUGAUAAUGAUAAUCUUAUGCAACGUUAUGAAGUGAUUGGUAGUCAGUCCUUAACUAGACUCAACCAUCUGACAGCAGGUCUUGAUGACCUACAGCGAUAUCAAGAGGAGUUUGACGACUUUCUGGAGUGGCUGAAGACGACAGAGGACUUUUUAGAAAAACUCCAGAGAGGAAUGGGUCGUGAUCUACAGAAUCUUCAAAGGCAGCUCCAAGAUAUGGAUAGUCUGAUGGAACAAAUUAGUGAUCGAAAAGGUGAUCUGAAGUUCCUAAAGAGAGCAAGCCAACGAUACUUUGAUAUUGCCAAGACUUUCCGGGACGCAUUAUCUGAAUAUCGCCGACUAAUCAGUACAGAGCAUAGUUUCAUGGAAAUAUCAGAGUCGCGGCAGAUUCAAGAUGAACUGUCUGAUGUCUACGAGAGAUACACAAGCUUGAAGAGUAGCUUCCAUCGUCAUAUAAAACUACUGAAAGAUAUAAUUAGCAAACAUCAGAAAUAUGCAGAGUCAUGUAAUGGUGUGUUGCCAUGGAUACAUGAUGCCUACAACAAUGUGUCUAGUUUUAUCAAAGAACCAUUAGAGACUGAGCCCGAAGGCCUUGCUAGGCAGAUGGACCAAGUCAAGACAUUAAUCCACGAUCUGGUUCUGCAUACAAAAGACAUUGAGACACUGAAGGAUUCUGGGAAAAAUUUAGCUUCCGCCCAGCCAGAAAUUAGAGACAAUGUUAUGAAAACUGUUGAUGAUGUAUCUGAAAGGUAUGCAUGGAUGGAAGCUCAACUUUCCUUACGCCGUGGUGAACUUGAAAGAAACCUUGGUCUUUCAAGGAGUGUCUUGGAUGAACUGGAUCGUCUGCUGGAAUGGCUUGAAGUGACAGAGAAGAAAGCAGCUAAAGUGGUUAACACUGCUGUUGUUGUUAAAAAGGAUCAUAUCUAUGACCUGGUGCAGCAGUUGAAAUUCUAUGAAACAGACAUAGAUAGUCACCGACCACCAUAUGAAAAAGUUAAAGAAUCCGGCCGACUUCAUAUUCAGAAAAGUGACCAUCAAGCAGCUCAGAAAGUCAGAGGGAAACUGGACUCACUAACAACACGGUUCACACGCCUAGAGGGCAAUGUUGCAAAUCAUUCAGAAUUCUUGCAAAAACUUUUGGUCAAGCUUGAUAACCUGUAUAGUGAUGUUGCUAAGUUUGAGGACUGGAUGGCACCUGUUAUUGGUGUUCUUGAGUCACAUGACCUAAAUCACAUGAGUCUAUUGGAUCUUGGAUUGAAGCUCAUGCAAAUUACUUGGUUACAGGAUGGAAUCAUCUAUGUGAUGGUUUAUAGCUAUUUAUCUGUUAGACCCCUAAAUCAGCAACUUGAAGAAAAGGAGGCUGCUUAUAAACGUUUCAAUGAAUCGGUUAAGCUGUGUUCUGAUUGGUUAGAUAGAAUGGAAGAGCGUGUAAGUCAUUUAGACCUAGUUGCUGUGGAUACAGAUAUUCUGAAGAAGCAACUAGAUCAGUUUAUGCCUCUUCACCGAGAACACAACAAUUUUUCAUCAGCGGUUGAUGAAAUGAGUCGAUUUGGCAAAGCAAUUGAAACGUUGAGUGAAGAACAGGAGCGAAUGGUUCGUUUAUCAGCCCAGUUCCGUAACCAGCAAACAGAAAUGAGAACAGUUGGAGGCUUUGCUGAAAGUGGAGGAAGGAGACGACGACCUUCCAUUGGCUCUGAACUAGAAUUUAGUGCAUUUGUACAGGAUGAAGGUUUAUCUGAUAUACAACGGCAGAUCCUAGAUAUUCAGGAUCGAUACCAACUACUUGGAGAGAAGCUUACUGACCGCAAGUAUGAGAUCACCACUACUCAGAAGACUGUCCAGCAGUACCAGAUGGAACUCAGUGAGUUCAUCAACUGGAUGAAGAAGACAGCUCAAUUAUUGAAGGAUGAAGUGGUAACCGUAGCAACUGUGGAACAGGCUCAAAAAGCAUUGGAUAAGCAUGAGGCCCUUCAGAAAGAUGUCAAUGACCAUUACAAGUACAUGCAAUCUAUCAUUGAACUUGCUCAAGAACUGACACCAAAAAAGAACGAGCAUCCUGCCGGAUAUGACAAAAUCAACUCUCAGAUGAAAAAUAUGGAGGAACAGUGGAAUGAAUUGCAAAAGAGCCUCAAGCUCCAAGGAACUGACAUCCAUGGAAUCAUUGAAGCUCUUCAUCACUUUGAAGAUAGCUGGAGGCAGUUGAAGCUCUGGCUGGAGGAAACGGAAAUGAUCAUGACAGUCCUUGGACCAAUUGGAAUUGCUCCAGACAUUUUGAAAAACCAGAGACAUCAGACUAAGGUAUACCAGAAACAUUUCCCUUCUCAUGAGUAUCUCCUGGACAAUCUAAAGAAGAGUAGCCAAGCAUUGAUUAGUCGGUUUGCAUCUCGUUCUCGUACAUCAUCUCCAAUGCAGGAAAAGGUCAACGACAUCACACGACUUUGGACUGACCUUUACCACCGGCUUGAGGAUCGCCAUGAUAACAUCAAUGGUGUGCUGCAAAACAGCGAGAAAUUUCAUGGUUCUCUCAAAGAUUUCUCAGAUUGGUUGAAUCAAUUUGGAAAUGUUGUAAAAUCCCUUGCACCGAUUGGUGGGAGUAAUGAGGUCAUUAAAAAGCAGAUGGAAGAGACUAUAGCUCUUCAAAGGGAUGCAGCCCACAUGAACCCUCAAAUCCUGGCUCUGUUUACAAGUCAGAGUCAACUGCUGGACUUGAAUCCUGAAGCAACAUCUAAAGUGGAACUAAGCCUGAAGAUGGACAGUGUGCAGAUUCCAUUUGAAGAGUACAAACGACGACUUGAUGAGCGGUUUGCAAGGCUGGAAAGUGCCCUCUCUGAGGCUGGUCAUCUUGAUGAUUCCAUAGCCACAAUGAUUAAAUGGUUGGAAUCGAAAGAGCACUAUUUCUCGGUAGCCAAGCCCAUCUCAGCCAUUCAGGAUAAUCUUAGGUCACAGAUCGCAAAUCAUCAGGAGUUAUCCAAGGAACUUGUGAAACAGGCAUACAGCUAUGAUAGACUGAUGGACCAAAUCGAAUCACAAAUCAACAAGUUGAAGUAUGGCGCGGAGCACGACAAACUAACUGCUUUGCAUGAUGACUUGAAGCGACGCUGGGAAGGGGUGAACCAUAAGGCCAGCGAGAUAGACCUCAGGUUGAAGGAUUGCGACAGAAGCUGUCAGGCCUUUCUUAUGGAUAACUACCGUUUUGCACAGUGGUUGAGGAGUGCUGAAGACAGACAGGUCGAUGUUGGAGCUCUAGUGCUUAGGGUGGAUGUCAUUAGAAGACAGCAAGACAUCUUAAAGCAAAUAGAAGCAGACAUUGCAAGUCACAACAAUGACUUUGAAAGCACCAAUGCAAGUGCCAACAAUUUGUUAGAAGUUUCAGAUGUCGAUCAGCAGUACAUCAAGGACGAUCUGGUUGACAUGACUACACGCUGGAAAGACAUGAAACAAGAUGUUUUUGAGCUGAUGCAGCUAUUUAACAACUUGUCGAGUACACUGAAGGACUUUGAAGACCGCUACGUUAAUGUGAUACAGGCCAUAGAGAGGUGGGAAUACAAACUGAGCUCACGUGCAAUUACUGGAAAAGAUAUCAAGCAUGUACAUGAAGACAUCAAAUCAUUAGGUGAUGAAGUUACAGCAAUCCAGCAUCUGAUGAACUCGCUCAUCUCAAAAGCGCCCUCACGUAUCGACAGUGCUGAUGUUAAAAAGAAUGUGGAGAUAAUGAAGAAACGCUAUGAUGCUCUCAAAGCAACGGUACUUGAACGGCAAAAACUUUUUGAGACUGGCAGACAUGAGAUGUCUUCAUUCCAGCAAAUACUGAAUGAAAUUCAUUCUAAGUUAGCAAGUCAUGAGGACGUGAUUGAUCAGCAUACUCGAGCCCAAGAUGUAACAACACUGCUGAAACAGAUCGAAGAAGUGAAACAGAUCUACAGCAGCCUAGAAGGUGUCAAAGGCUUACUAGACCAAGCAACUCGUACAUUUAGAGUCAUCUACGAUAAGGGUUUCCUGUCUGAUCCAGAGAGCUCACGAGAACAGCUUGACCUUUUGAGCAAACGCUUUUACCGACUGAAUGAGCAGAUCACAUUACGAUUAGAUGAUUCGCAAAAGAUCAUGGUAAAACAUGGACAGUUCCAAGAUGUGGCUGAACUGAUUUUAGAAAAGUUGAGGGCAGCAGAGCAUCAGCUACAAAGUCAGAAACCUGUUGGAAAUGACCUGGAAGUGCUUAAAAGCCAGCAACAUGAGAUUCAGGUGUUCAUCAAGAGCUAUGUUGAUCCACUUGUUGAGAGGAUUAAAGACCUGAAUCAUUUGGGACAAAGUUUGCUUGCCCUGUGUGUAGCAGCUAAGGUCAAUAGCCAAACACUGCAAGUCCAAAUGAAAACCAUUACAGACAGAUGGAAGAUUCUCAAUUCAAAGCUCUCCGAGCGUGAAGUAAUGCUAAAUGAAGGAUUAUUGCGAUGUGGAAAAUUCCAAGAUGCUUAUCAGUCCAUCUUUAAUUGGAUCAAGGAUACUGAGCAGCUUGUAUCUGCCCAGAAGAACCCUCCAUCAGACCAUCGUGUCAUCAAGGCACAUCUUCAGGAACAAUUACUGCUUGAUCGCUUGAUCACGGACCGUAAGGCUAGUGUCCAAGCUUUGCGAACAAUGGGUGAACAAUUAGCCAAUAUAUCGGAACCAUCCGAUCGUGUCCAAAUAAGCCGUAAACUGGAUGAGUUGGAAAAACGAUGGACUGCACUACAGGAAGUCGUUCAGACCAGAAGGAGCAACUUAGAAGUGCUGGAGCUAUCGACGAGAGGGCAAGUCCAUGAACGAGAAGUUGAGACUAUUGAGAGACGUGUUGGCCAAAACUCCACAACUAUAGAAAGAAACUCAAUGGUAGGACAAUCAAGUCGCUUUACUUCAGAAAAUGGUAUUCGUGAUACACCGCGAUACAGCAGGCUGGAUGGAUCAUUGAGGAGAGUUGAUCUGGACAGUCGAAGUGAACAAAGCCAGCAACAGUUUGGAAGAUUUUCAAGACGGGAUGUGGAACAACAAAAUGGCCGAUGAAGUACGAAAUCUGAGUCAAGAGACUGGAGUAGGAAUUACUGAGGAUCUUGAAAAUUUAGUUUAGAUCUUGAAACUUUUUUAUAUAAUUUAUUAUUUUAUAUUUGGUGUAAAUUUAUUUUUUUAAUAGUAUAAUCAAAAGUGAGGUUAGAUAAUAAAUUCAAUUAUGUGUCAGUGGUUGCGAUUUCUGUCUUUUACCCCAGUAGUUGGGUUUCUAUUAGCAGUAUGGAAUAUUCCAAUAGUAUUUAAUUAUUAUAAUUUGUUCGUUUAUCGGGUUGUUUAAGUGCCUAGAGCUUAUUGUAAUAUUCGUAUAUAAGACCAAUGUACUUUAUUUUUAUAUUACAGGUCUCCCUCCAAUUAGAGACCACUUUUGGGACCAGGCUUUCCAUGAUUCUAACAGCUUUGGUCUCUAAUUAGAAUAAUAAAGAUAAAAGACAUUUUGUUAAUAUGGGACCACAGAAAAGUGGAGGUGGUCUUUAAUUGGAGGGGUCUUUAAUUAGGAGGUGACCUGCAUUGUUUUAUCAAUUUUAUCGAUCAAAAAAUGUAUUUUAUUAAUUACUUGAGGUUACUAACAUUACUAAUGCAAAUAUAAUUAUAAUAAUUAAUGUCUGUUUCGUAAAUACAGUACAUAAAUUAAUGAAACAAUGUGCCAAUUUCAAUUUAGUAACUUACCUCGAAAAUAAUGGAAUCGUCCGACCCAGGCAUAUACUGAUAUGCAACAAUGCUACUAAUGCAAAUAUAAUAUAAUUAAUUGCUUUUUACAUCUCAUAUUUAUAGAGCCAUACUAUUUACCAAAUAUUUACACAGACGUAUAUUGAUAAUUACGUGUCCCUAGAGUGAUUCUACUAAGUUUAAAAUAUCUUACCAUCAAAUAGAUGGUUAAUAAUUAUCUAGACAAAUCAAUAUAAUAUUUGUAUGCACAUAAUUAUCAACAUAACCACAAUUUGAGGUUGUAAUGUUCGUUGUAGCCAGUGCUUGUAUCUAAACUAAUAAAAAUUAAUCGUAGUCUCGAAAGCUCCGAUGAGGGCAGAAUAAUAGAGGUAGUAGAGUAUAUUGGCCCUAACGGCCGCCCAUACAAAAAAGAUCUAUUAAUCAAUCAGCCGAAUGAUUCUGGGGCCCUAACGGCCGCGCAUACACAAAUUAUCUAUCAAUAAAUCAGCAGGGUACUCAUAAGCUCCUCAUCGGAGCUAAAAAUUGUUACACAGGAUGUUACACCACUAUUGAAGGCAAGGCCACAAAUGCCAAAAUUAUACAUGUUCUAUAACGUAUUGUAUGUUAGUUAAUUGUCAUUAUAAUAUGAAUGAAAAAAAAUAUUAACAUUUACCAGUGCCAUUUAGAAAAUUUAUAUUUAUAUUUGAUUAUUGUGCGGGGUUAAUAUUAAAAUACGGGCACUAAUAUGGUUUCGGAUGCAAGGUAGUACAACAUAUAUUUCGUUUCAUUUGGAAGUUACGUCCAUUUUGUGAAUAAAUUACUUUAACUGGAUAAACUUAA
This is a messenger RNA of Anneissia japonica, 15858 nucleotides long. Its product is annotated as microtubule-actin cross-linking factor 1-like. The coding region runs from base 196 to 14370 and encodes 4724 amino acids. Lineage: Eukaryota; Metazoa; Echinodermata; Crinoidea; Comatulida; Comatulidae. The record is from RefSeq and is a predicted model, not a curated record. Gene Ontology annotation, biological process: actin cytoskeleton organization. Gene Ontology annotation, cellular component: cell projection; cell junction; cortical actin cytoskeleton. Gene Ontology annotation, molecular function: actin filament binding. The transcript has 67 exons.